Molecule: messenger RNA, 2267 nt
Organism: Haplochromis burtoni (Burton's mouthbrooder)
Lineage: Eukaryota; Metazoa; Chordata; Actinopteri; Cichliformes; Cichlidae
Gene: phlda3
Product: pleckstrin homology-like domain, family A, member 3
Exons: 2
Coding region: 1274-1696 (140 amino acids)
Biological process (GO): positive regulation of apoptotic process
Molecular function (GO): phosphatidylinositol phosphate binding
Source: RefSeq, a predicted model, not a curated record
ACAAAUUCCAUCACUGAUGUUUCCCACAGAAGUUCGACAGAGAAGUGAAAGCGGAGCUCUAAAGUUAUGAAAAUAUAAUCUGUUAAUCAAAUGAAAUAUACAUUUUUAUUUCACUAGUUGUAAAUAUUUCAUCCUUGGACAUGUUUGCGUGUAGCCCUACCUUGUAACGACAUUGUUUCCAGAAGGUGAUGAUCACUAACCGGCUGAUUAGUCAUUCAGCAGUUUGAACUCUUUAUCCAACUUUAUCCGCCAUGCCACCCACUCACAUUCCAGCUCUCAGAGAGGCGAGAUUACAUAGUUUCUAAUAAGGAGUUUCAAGUCUUAUAAAUGAGCGCUUAUUGCACUUUAAGCAUAUUAGCAUUUUAGUUUACUCAUUUAUACAGAAAGGUGUGUUAGCAGGUUUUUCUACAGGUGCACUGCGACCUCAAAGGGAGAUGGUCAGGCCUGAACCCAUCUACUCUGUGUUUACCUUUGUUGUGGAAUUCAGUUUUUAAAAAAUGUUGCACUUUCCUCCACAGCUCUCACGUUGAUAACGAGUUGCUUUGAAGAUGAAUAGCAUAAACAGAAGAAAAAAUGGUAACCAAUAAUCAAGUUAGGCCCAUAAUUACCACUGGCAGCAUUAAACAUGAACAUACUGGUGUACUCGUAAUUAUAAUCCAUUAUUCUGAUAUUGGCCAUUCUGCACUACUUUUGCUUAUUUAAUACUUUUUUCUUUUUACUUGAGUGAGCUAACUCGUAAAGACUAAGAAGUAUAUUUACCCUGGUGUUGCUAUGUUAAAGUUCUGAGCACUCUCUCCACCACUGCAACACAUAAAAAGGCUGCUAUGCAGAGUGCUGUAAAACACAACUGUCAGCGUGCACUAACUGACUCUCUGUGCCUGUCUUUCUUUCGCGCGCACUGCACGCUGACGCACACACUCAAGAUGGGAAUUUCAUAAACAGCCCGGAUCUUCUCCUGCCGUCACUGAGAAGGAGGCGGGUGCUAGUUGAAAGGGGGAGAAGGUCCAGACAGGAGCCGGGCAUGUUCAAACAUAUCCAGGCAGAGCAGCCUACCAACCCGCACGGUGUCCUGUCAUUGCGCACAGACGGAACUUAUUCACAAACCUUGUUGUAAUAGACAAAUGUGUUUAACAUCAUCUUUACUGUAGCGAAUCUGUUUCCCCGAGGGACGUUGAUACGGCUAGACACGCGAUGCGUAUUUAAUAGAUUCAGUAUCUAUCAGAGGAUUAAGUUGUCUAGUGUCUGGUACUGAAGAGGUUCUUUCAGCGUGGAAAUGUCGUUCGCGGCCAAGGCGAUGAGAGACGGACUGCUAGAGAAGCGCAGCAGCGGACUUCUCCAGCUGUGGAAGAAGAAGCGCUGCGUCCUCACUGAGGACGGGCUGCGCCUGCACAACUGCAAAGGAGGCGGCGGUGAUGCUCCGGGUUUGGCGUCGAGCUCCAAAGUCAAGGAGCUUCACUUUGAGCGCAUGGUCACGGUGGACUGCGUGGAGUAUAAGCGAGGGCUGGUGUACUUCACUGUGGUCAUGGUUACGGGCAAGGAAAUUGACUUUCGGUGUCCGCAGGACGGCACAGCGUGGAACGCAGAGAUUGCUCUGGCUUUGGUGCGCUAUAAGAACCUACAAGCCGUGCAGACCGGGAGGAACCGGCACCUGUCUACGGGACACCUGGGCAGCACUGGGGAGGACGAGGAGCUCUGAUUGUCGAAGCCUUCCUACUUCCUUGGAGGGAAUCAAUAAGAAGGGGAAAGUAGUACAACUCACCAGAUCCAGAGGAUGCACAAAAAGGUCAUCAGUGACCAUGGAACAAACGACUGAGAACAAGUGUCACAGAAACUCAUCUUGUCUUCCCUCAUUCACUUGCAGUCAUUCAAAGUAUAGGAAUCUGAUAAACUGUGGAUAAAGACUUUGUUUCUGUCCUGAUCUCAUUGCUUAAGGAGAAUUUGGAGACUCCUGCAUAAAAAAGCUGUUUUCUGGGAACAGUUUACCCUUUGUGCCUUGAUGUUUCCGUAGCAUCUUCAUUUUUGAACAUCAUUUUGCGACAGUUUUUGACGCUGCUGAAACCGGAGUCGAUUUGUUCUGCAGGCUUGUUUUUGAAGGAUUGGUAUGACUUACUUUGAAAACUUACAGAAUGAGCAGAUCUUUGAGGUUUUCUAAAGAUGGAAUUGAAGUAUUUUGUUUCUGAUAUAUUGCACUCUGUAUACUACAUAUUUGCUUAAACCAUGUACAGUAUUAGAACUGUAAAAUAAUAAUAAUAAAUUUUUGUAAUCCA